AUGGGAAUGUCCAACAAAACUGAUUCCAAGGCAAAGAAAGAGAAAACAGUGACAACAUGGCAAAAGAAAAAGAAUAAAUAUGUUAAGAAAAUAGGCAAGCGACUUUUUAGUUUUGAAAACUCUUCAGAUGAGGAGGACAUCGACGUCAAAAAGUUUGGUGACGACGACGAAAAUGAUGACCUUUUUGAUCCAAGCAAUCCAAACAUUCAACUUUGUGCCAUAUGCAAUGAAUAUAGAACGAACGAACUGUGGUACAGAUGCACUUGCUGUAGCAAGUGGAUUCGCCUGUAUUUGUGCUCGGAGUUGCUGUUUCCUGAGAACGAGACGGAUAUGUUUUACCUGAUGGCUUGUCGUACCGAAAGAGGUUUGUACCUCAACCUUGAAGACUACCGUAGAGACACCUGUGCUAGAUGUUAUUUCUACCUUCCUCCUUUUGCCUUUCGAGACGAUAAUAGUCGACUCGUUUACGAUGCAUCCACAGGUUAUCUCAUCGAUCCAUGGGCCAAUAAAACUUAUGAUGCAGAUCCAGAGAACGUCAGCCAUCCUGCUUACGCAACGUUUCAGUCGGAUCUGUUCGCUCGCAAAUGGAUUGCAUGCUGCCGAGCAGCGUUGGAUUGCUGUAGUCAAAUGAUUUCCGAUCCACAGCCUAAUGACACAGAAUUCCUUUUAUGUCCUCGUACUUGGGAUGGCUGGCAGUGUUGGCCAGAUACUCCAGCUGGACAAGUAGCUGAAGAAUUAUGCGAAGAACACAUUUAUUUCAUGAGUGAACCUCCCCCAUGUCCAAGAUUUGCUUCGAAGCAAUGCCUGUCGAAUGGUUCUUGGUUUAUUAAUGAUUGGGACAGUGAGUGGAGUAACUACAGCGGAUGUGGUAGGAUCCAGGGUAUUAGAAGACUUCAAUAUUUCCACAUCGUAACGUAUGCAGUGUCGAUAUUAUUCUUACUUCCAGCACUAAUAAUCUUCAUCAUUUAUAAGCAAUUGCAAGUGUAUAGGAUUACCAUGCACAAGAACCUAUUCACGGCAUUGUUGUUCAAUGAUUUCAUGUGCAUCGUUUUCAAAUGCUACGUAAUUUUAGAUGAGUUAGAACAUGCUGGAGACAGACGGACCAUCUUGGAAGACAAUGGGGUUGUUUGUAAAGUUCUUUACAUAGCAACCAAGUACACUCGCAUGACGACAUAUAUGUGGAUGUUUUGUGAAGGGUUUUAUUUGCAUAAGCUUAUAGCAGCUUCGUUUGCUGAGCAAAAGUCAAUUCAAAUGUUUUAUUUCAUAGGAUGGGUUUUCCCAGUUUUCCCAGUUGGAACCUUUGCUCUCCUUAGAUGGUACUUUGCAGACGAGGAAUGCUGGGCAGUGCCUGUGAAUCCAUACGAAUGGGUCACGAACAGUCCAAAUCUCUUGAGCCUUGUACUCAAUUUCGCAUUCCUGUGCAAUAUCAUCCGCGUCCUGGUGACGAAGCUACGAGCGACGCAUACGAAUGAGCCGAGUCAGUUCAGGUGA
This is a messenger RNA of Uloborus diversus, 1491 nucleotides long. Its product is annotated as calcitonin gene-related peptide type 1 receptor-like. The record is from RefSeq and is a predicted model, not a curated record. The coding region runs from base 1 to 1491 and encodes 496 amino acids. The transcript is spliced from 11 exons. Gene Ontology annotation, molecular function: G protein-coupled peptide receptor activity. Gene Ontology annotation, cellular component: plasma membrane. Gene Ontology annotation, biological process: cell surface receptor signaling pathway; adenylate cyclase-modulating G protein-coupled receptor signaling pathway. Lineage: Eukaryota; Metazoa; Arthropoda; Arachnida; Araneae; Uloboridae.